AGACAGGAAGACCUGUCAAUUCCUCCCAAUCCAAGAGCGCAACCUCUUCAAAGUAGUUUCACCGAGUGUUGUCACAGACAGUGACACGGCGGAUUUAAACUCAUUACAUCCCGACACUUGAGCCAUUUCACAACUGAAGCAACUGAACCCAAAAACCACUCUGGGCGUCUCAGAUCAGCGCUCCAUGCUCCUGCAAUCCGGCGGGUGUUAAGAUCCAUGGAAGUGGCCGGCUUCUACGACGAGGGCGGCUUUGCUAUCCACAGUAGAGACAGCAUUAUCAGCCCCAUCAGCUCAUACUGGAGGCUCGGCGACUCGAUGACGGAGCUGGGCAUUGAAGAGCGGGAGAGAGCGAUAGACUUCAGCGCGUACCUGGAUUCAGCUUUGCACUGCCCGCAGCUGGCGGCGCAGACGCACCACCAGCAGCAGCAGCAGGGGGACGUUUACCCAGAUUUCCUGGCGGGUGACAAGAUCAAGAGAGUUUCAGCCCUACAGAACUACAAGAACUACUCGUUGCUGAACGAGCUGGAGACGAGUCAGUGCGACAACCUGAGGGACCCCAGGGAGCCUUACGCGCUGGGUUACACUGAGCUGCAGGAGACCCGUGUGGAUAGUGUGCUCAGCCCUGAACUCCGCUACAGAGCCGCCGCUGCUGCUGCUGCUGCUGAGAGAGACGACAGUCAAGAAGACGUAAAGAUGGAGAACGGGUCGUCUGGUUUUGACAUGAGGUACCUUCAUUACCAGUCCACCAGCGGCAGUCUUGGAAACAUCUCCACCGCGUCCUCGACUUGCUCCAGCCCGCCCAGCACACCUGCCCCGUCAGGUAAAAGCAGGUCGCCGUCACACGGUGGCAAAAUGUCCAGCGGCAAGGCAAAGAAACGCUUGGACAAGGACAGUGAAGAGUACAGGGUGAGGCGGGAGAGGAACAACCUUGCCGUGAGGAAGAGCAGGGACAAAGCCAAAAUGCGCAACUUGGAGACUCAACAUAAAGUGCUGGAACUGGCCGCAGAAAACGAUCGUUUACAAAAGCGCGUGGAGCAGCUGUCCAGAGAGCUGGCCACCCUGCGCAACCUGCUCUCUGCCACCGGACAAUGUUAGAAAACCUCCUCCAGAGAGUCCACACGGACCUCCGGAGCUGCUUCUCUAAUCAUCGAUGGACUUUAGAGCCGGAGGUGAUCCACUGAACAGGUGUUGGAAAAAAAACGGUACGCUUUCACAUGUGAAGACAGCGACCACCAGUUUACAGGGACACUUUGAAUGGGACUGAAGGAGUGGGUGCAUGGAUUGCGCAAUCAUUCUUCACAUGUCACCGUAGCUUUAUUCUCAGAUGUAAUUUUUUGUGUGUGUAUGCAGUAUUUCGGUGCAGAUUUUACAUACAUGCGAGUGAAUUUCUACAUUUUGUGUAUCUGGAGCAAUGGUUGUCAAGGGAAGAGUUGUGCUGCAGUGAAAUGAUGCAACUCUUUGUAAUAGUAUUGGCAAUGAAUGAAAUAAGUCUAAUUAUUUAAUAUUAAAAGGGGAAAUGCUUUAAUUGUACUUGAUAUUUUAUUGAAUUAAACAGAUUUAUACUUUGUCUAAAGAA
Plectropomus leopardus (leopard coralgrouper) is the source of this 1576-nucleotide messenger RNA. RefSeq names its product CCAAT enhancer binding protein beta (gene cebpb). NCBI's taxonomy places the organism in Eukaryota, Metazoa, Chordata, Actinopteri, Perciformes, Serranidae. Gene Ontology annotation, molecular function: DNA-binding transcription factor activity, RNA polymerase II-specific; RNA polymerase II cis-regulatory region sequence-specific DNA binding. The record is from RefSeq and is a predicted model, not a curated record. Gene Ontology annotation, biological process: regulation of transcription by RNA polymerase II; DNA-templated transcription.